GAAUGGGCCCAGAACAUGUCGAAGCUUCGAAUGGUAUGGUUUUAUGGCAGUCGAUCAGUAUGUCAAUCUAACAAAAAACUGUACAAGAUGCGGAGGAGCCCAUAAAGGAGCGUCAAACGACUCGGUCCGAACGCAUAUGGGGAUGCAUCAACAAAUGGUGGAUCUUUGAGUUUGCUGCAUGGCUCAUCAGCGCCAUAGCCAUGGUCGCUAUCAUCGUUGUCCUCAAGAGAUACGAGAAAAAACCGUUGCCCGAAUGGCCGUGGCACAUCACGCUGAACUCUUUCAUUGCCGUUAUGGCCGCCAUCGCAAAGACCUCUCUUCUGGUCCCCGUUGCGUCAUCGUUGGGGCAGCUUAAAUGGGACUGGUUUCGACGACCGCGGUCAUUGGCUGACAUUCAAACUUUCGAUUCCGCGAGCCGAGGACCCUAUGGAGCUGUCUUGCUCAUUUUUGCAACAAAAGCUAUACAUCUCGCGUCGUUCGGGGCUCUCAUCACACUCGUGGCUCUGUCAAUGGAUCCAUUUGUACAACAAGUCGUCAACUACCCAAGCAGCCCAGAAGCUUCCAAUACCAAGGCGGCUAGUCUGCCAUGCGGUCGCAACUUCACAAGUUACUCGUCAAACUUGGAUGGAGCUGAGCCAUCAAUCGAGAUUAGAACAGCAAUCCUUAAUGGCCUGUACUCGGACUUCUCAAGCGCAAGCAAAUUCCAAGUUACACCGAUAUGUCCUACCGGGAACUGCACAUGGGAAC
This is a messenger RNA of Aplosporella prunicola CBS 121167, 747 nucleotides long. RefSeq lists its product as uncharacterized. Lineage: Eukaryota; Fungi; Ascomycota; Dothideomycetes; Botryosphaeriales; Aplosporellaceae. The annotation marks the transcript as partial. The record is from RefSeq and is a predicted model, not a curated record. The transcript is spliced from 2 exons.